Molecule: messenger RNA, 480 nt
Organism: Rotaria sp. Silwood2
Lineage: Eukaryota; Metazoa; Rotifera; Eurotatoria; Philodinida; Philodinidae
Source: the annotation of a GenBank genome assembly
AUGCCUGAACCUUAUGACUCAGAGCAAUGUAAAGCAUAUUAUCAUGCAAAAAGUUCAACAAAUUAUGCAUUAAAAGUACAAAUAGCUUGUGAUUUUCAUCAUCGAAUAGUACAUGUGUCCGAAUGUUAUCAUAGAAAUGUGCAUGAUAUUACAGUUCUUAGAGAGUCAGGACUAUUAGAACAUGUAAAUGACUCUGUGCAAAUUUUUGCUGAUAAAGAAUAUAUUGGUGAAGACUAUGUAGUCACUACAAGAAAAAAGCCUCACGAACGUGAAUUAACAUAUGAAGAUAAGAAUUUCAAUCGUGAUAUUAAUAGUGCAAAAGCAGUUAUUGAAAAUAUUAAUCAAUGUCUUAAAACUUAUGCUAUUCUUGGUGGUGUUUACAGAGAAGCUAUUGAUGACUUUCAUAAGGAAAAGAAAAUCCUACAAGUCGUUUCUGCUCUAUGUAAUUUGAACUUAAAUAAACAUCCUUUUGGUAGAUAA